Molecule: messenger RNA, 1426 nt
Organism: Lycium barbarum (goji berry)
Lineage: Eukaryota; Viridiplantae; Streptophyta; Magnoliopsida; Solanales; Solanaceae
Product: probable N-acetyltransferase HLS1
Exons: 3
Coding region: 41-1273 (410 amino acids)
Molecular function (GO): acyltransferase activity, transferring groups other than amino-acyl groups
Source: RefSeq, a predicted model, not a curated record
CCACUCUAUUGAGCUUUAUUGUCAUAGAGUAUACAGGUGAAUGUCGCUUAAACUUUCAGCUGAGAAUUUGGCAGCUUAUGAUAAUUAUCAUAUGCCUCAAGAUAAUAAGAAAACAGUAGUGAUAGUGAGACAAUACGAUGAAGAAAGAGACAAGUUGGCUGUGGAAGAGUUGGAGGGACAGUGUGAUUUCGGACAACGAGGGCAGCCAUCGUUGUUCACUGACCUCAUGGGUGACCCCAUUAGUCGUAUUCGCAAUCUCCCCUUACAUGUCAUGCUGGUAGCUGAGUGUGGAGAAGAUAGAGAAAUUGUUGGGAUAGUUAGAGGCUGUAUAAAGACUGUGACUAGAGGAAACAAAGGCUCCACUCCAUGUCCAGUUUAUAUAAAAAUUGCUUAUAUUCUUGGCCUGCGGGUUUCAUCUCAUCACAGGAGGCUUGGCAUUGGAACAAAACUAGUUGAGAAAUUAGAAGAAUGGAGCAGAAACAAUGGAGCAAAAUACGCUUAUAUGGCCACGGACAGCAACAACGAAGCUUCUAUCAAAUUAUUCACAUCCAAAUGCAAUUAUGUAAAAUUUCGCACUCCAUUGGUACUAGUACAGCCAGUUCACGCUCAUUACAAGUCAAUAGCAUCCGACAUUGCCAUCGUUCGAGUUUCACCACAACUCUCCGAGUCAUUCUAUCGACGUAUUUUCGCAAACUCGGAGUUUUUCCCAAAAGACAUAAACCACAUCCUAGACAGCAAGCUUAGUUUUGGUACUUUCAUGGCCGUACCAAAGAAAACCCUCCUAAAUUGGGACCCUAAAAGUGGAUCUUUUCCAUCAACUUUUGCUAUACUAAGUGUGUGGAAUACUAAAGAUGUUUACAAGCUACAAGUGAGAGGCAUAUCACCGCUAAAAUACGCUUGUUGCUUAGGGACUAGGGUUUUGGACUCGUGGAUGCCAUGGCUAAGGGUGCCUUCUAUCCCUAAUAUUUUUAAGACGUUUGGGUUUUAUUUGUUGUAUGGAAUUCACAUGGAAGGCAAAGACGGUCCCAGGCUCAUGAAAUCGCUUUGCAAUUUUGCGUACAACAUGGGGAGAAAUGAUAGAGACUGUCGCUUGUUGGUGUCUGAAGUUGGGCUUGACGAUCCUGUUGGAGAGACAAUCCCGCGAUGGAACAAGUUUUCAUGGGGAGAUUUGUGGUGCAUGAAGAAACUUGAAAUCGGUGAAUCCCCGGAUGACUGGGUGGAGUCUCGAGUUUCUUCUUCAUCAGUCAUUUUCGUUGAUCCGCGUGACUUCUAAUUAGGUUUGCAUGGAGUUUUGGAUAGGCUCAGCAAUUGUAUAUUCCAACCCAAACUAAAAAAGAAAGAUUAAAAGAAAAGAGAGGAAAUGAUUCUAUCCAAUUUUAACCAAUCCAAUGACUCCUCAUGUUUGUGAGUAUAUUUUCUUAUUAGU